Molecule: messenger RNA, 897 nt
Organism: Lactuca virosa
Lineage: Eukaryota; Viridiplantae; Streptophyta; Magnoliopsida; Asterales; Asteraceae
Source: the annotation of a GenBank genome assembly
AUGUGGGUUAUGGACCAAAGUUGCUAAUUUUACUAAAACAGGCGACUAAAGUGCUAAUUUCAGUGUACCAUAGAGAUCAUUUGCUCAAAUAAUUUAUUGGCGGCUAAUUAGCGGAAAGUGGGUUGCUCAAUAAUGGCGUUUUGCAAAUUGUUUUUGUAAUUGUCCCCUCAUAAUCGAUGCUAUCCCAAAAAAAUCCUCUUCUGGCCAAACUUACUUCCCAUAACCGGAAACUAUGAAGGCUGUAGUGAUCACAACUCCAGGAGGUCCAGAAGUUCUGAAACUGCAAGAAGUAGAAGAACCGAAAGUCAAAGAUGACGACGUGUUGAUCAGAGUGGAAGCCACGGCUCUCAACGGAGCUGAUACGCUAAUACGGCAAGGAAAGGAAACUCCUCCAAAAGGAGUGAGCGAGUAUUUAGGACUAGAAUGUUCCGGAACCAUCGAAGCCGUCGGCAAAAACGUAUCCCGUUGGAAAGUUGGGGACCAGGUAUGUGCACUGAUAAGUGGUGGAGGAUAUGCCGAAAAACUUCCCGGAAGUGGCAUGCACUGUUUGGUCAACGGUCUUCAUGACAAGCAAGCUAUCUUCAGGGGAAGCAUUUCUGGGAGUGACGAAAAAUUGAAGGCAUGUAAGGAGCUUGGAGCUGAUGUUGGCAUCAAUUACAAGACAGAAGAUUUUGUUGCAAGGGUAAAGGAGGAAAAGUGCACAUAUUGGCAAGAUACUACUGCUUGCAUACUCUCAUGAGUCAUGAUCCAACGUCAAAGAGUUAAUGGCUCCUUUGUGUAUUUGAUGGUUUGACUUUUAUUUCUUCCUAUGUUAUGUUUGAUAUCAUGUACUCUCAUAAAAGCAUGUGUUUGAAGUAAUAAAUGGUCUCAAGUGUAUAUAUUCAGUAACAUUAGCGA